UUGCAGUCUCUUGCGCUUGCAGAUGGGGCGUAAGGACAAGCAACAUUCUUGUUAGUUUGGGACUGUUAUCUCAGCUGAUCCGGCAUUGGGACAGUUGUCUCAUUCAUGCUGGAGCGGUUGCGCUGAGCGGAUCAUCUGGAGCUCCUGUGUAACAUCAAUAUGUAAACGAAACGACCGCUAUUCCAACGUGGAUAACAGAAAAUCGACUUAAUCAUGCGCAGACGCUCGUACCAAUGGAUACGCGUUCGACUCGUCCUGGAAAUGUCGGGGUCACUUUGAUUUAUUUGUCCGUAUUGUUUUUGAAGGUCUGCAACUGUUGGAAAUAUUCUUCCGUUAGGAAGUAUUUGAUUAUUGCCAUUGUGUGUUUUGUUUACUUGUUUUUCACCGUUCAUGUUAGUCGCACUUCUGCUCGCCAGGACAAGCGUUCUGAACUGUGGAAUGGAAAUAGCGUUUAUUCUCAGAGUAAAACCGACCAGGACCUUGCUGAUGGAGAGGUGAAUGACUCUGUGAGCCCGACCAGGUCUAAUGUGGUGUACAUAACCCUCAAAUCUAAGCGGCACAAACCGGCCAUCAUCAGGGGCACGGUGCGUCCCAAACUCCGGAGAAAGAAAGUUAAAGUGAGACAGCAGGGUGGCACACAGGGCAAAGCGAAGGACGCGGUGCACAAUACAAACACCGUUAACAAACGACUAGGAUAUGCUGAGAUUUAUGGCAGUGAUAUUGGCUAUUCAUCCAUAAGGAUAUACAGUGAAAAAGCUCCUCCAUGGUUCAGCUAUGAUGAUAUUACUGCCAUGCGCUUUCUAGCCGAUAGUAAAAUUACGCAAAUUGAUGAAGUGACACCUCCGGGCUUUUCUUCUUUCAUUUUAUUUAAAAGUGCGACAAAUGGCACGGAUGAUGUUGAAGAGUGUCAUAAAUGUUACGGUAUCGUCAAACGACCCUUGGACAUGAGUGAGGUGUUCGCCUUUCACCUAGACAGGAUCUUGGGACUGAACAGAACUUUGCCAGCCGUCAGCAGACGAUUCCACUCUCUUGGAGAUGGUCAGCCUUGUCCAGUGGUUUUGUGGGAUUCUUCUUUAAGCCCAGUAGUAGAUCAGCCUUCUGAGAGGUUGAACUGGGGCUUAUAUCAAACUUCUCUCAAACACAAAUGCUGGCAUCGGGGCGUCAUACCUAAACCAGAAUGGAGCUGCACCAGCAUCCACCAUAACGAAUGGAGCAAGCUGGUAGUCUUUGAUUUCCUCCUGCAGAUUUAUGAACGUCUAGAUAAAAACUGCUGUGGAUUCAAGCCUCGCCCAGAAGACACCUGUGUUGAGCUUGGUCACCAUGAAGAAUGUAAAGACAAGGACAGCACAGAGCUGACACACAUAAUCCACCGUAAACAUGACCCACACCACCUGGUUUUCUUCAACAACAAGGGCUACUUUGACCGAGAUGAGGAGAAUCUGAACUUCAGGCUACUAGAGGGAAUCAAAGAGUUACCUGAUCAAUCUGUGUCAGUAUUGAAGUCUCAGCGUCUCAGGGAAAAGCUACUGCAAUCGCUCUUUCUCGAUCAGCAGUACUGGGACAGUCAGGGUGGCCGUCAAGGCAUUGAAAAACUCAUUGACGUGAUUGAGAGAAGAGCCAAAGUCUUGCUCACGUACAUCAAUGCUCAUGGGAUUAAAGUAGUACCUAUGAACUCUUGACAGAGCUUCAGCUUUCAAUGCGUAAGACGAACCAACAACCUUUUGGUUUCCAAUGAAUGCUGAUGUUUUCAAAAGAUUAGUAUGCCAAUGAAGACCUGCUGAGUUGAAAAACUCUAUGCACUACAGAAAUUAAGAGCACUUUGUGGUGUUGGAAGAGCUGCUCCUGUUUAAGAUGAGACGAAAUGAUAGUUCUCCUGAGUGCUCUACAAAGAGUCCAGGUCUAAUUUUUGGCACCACUGACAUUCCACAAGUUAAAGGCACUGUAAGCGAUAU
Labeo rohita (rohu) is the source of this 1952-nucleotide messenger RNA. It is a transcript of the gene gask1b, whose product is annotated as golgi associated kinase 1B. The transcript has 4 exons. The coding region runs from base 234 to 1679 and encodes 481 amino acids. The record is from RefSeq and is a predicted model, not a curated record. NCBI's taxonomy places the organism in Eukaryota, Metazoa, Chordata, Actinopteri, Cypriniformes, Cyprinidae. Gene Ontology annotation, cellular component: Golgi apparatus.